AUGAACAAUUAUGGUACAAUCACGUGAAAUCAUGUACCAGUUGUCAAUAUUUGUUAUUCAUCUAUCCUCGUCCUUCUUAAAUUUACUAGCUACAUGGUACAGUGGGAGUCGAUUAUGAGCCUGUAAACAUUUUUUGCAAUGGAUGCAUGGUGAAUAAAUUAAAUAAGCUCUUCUUUGUAUGCUUGGGGGUUGAUCCACACUACCGCUUAGAAACUACAGCUUGGAGUUUCAGUUAAUGUUCGCACUUUAAAUUCCAUCCACAGACUGAAAAUCAACAUAUACAGUACCAAAACAGCACCACAGGAUGGCUAGAUUGAUAGCUUUACCCUUUCUUAUUUGAAUGGUGAAGCUAUAGGAAUUCACAAGCCAACAGACUCAAGAGUUAGAGCCACCUUGUACAACUCUAUUAACGGUUUCACCGGAGUAUUAAUCGCUAAUGAGCCUUUCAGUCUGAGGCAUCAAAACGAAAGCUAAAUAAUACCCCAGCUUCUGUUAGCUCUACCCCUUCUAAUUAUUAUGAUAAUUGUGGGAGAUAAUUGAUCUACAAGUACCAUUGUUAUAAAUUAUUGAACAAAAUUGCUCUUGAUCAGGACGCACAGAACUCGCUGUGCUCGGUCCGUACGACCUGAACUCGAAGCAAGUAUAGUUUCCCGUCGGGCCCGACCUAACUCAGUCAAUGAGUACGUAUUCUUAAUCAUUUCAUAAUUAAGGUGGAGGAUGGACACUCGUUGCAAGCAUCAGUUCUUCCAGAAAUGAUCAUCUUUUAAGAGCAGAAGUCAACUGCUACAAUUCAACACGUUGCGUUGAGUUCACCAACACUUCAGUUCCAUGCAGGAAAUUAUCGGAUCAUGACAUCCACGAGAUUGCUACACACGAAGGUAAAUUAAGCUAAAGGCCAAAACUGUAAUAGCACAAACAAGUGCAAAUUAAAAUUCUUCUUGAAUUGGAUUAUCGGUUAUUACUAACUUUAAGAUGUAUGCUUGCAAAACGUGUAAAAAUUUUUUCCUUUGGCUUAACCUGUCUCACAAUAAGAGUACCUUUAAGUUUUGCAAUUAAAAGAUAACGAUUUUCUUUGUUGAAUGUAAUAAUUCUUUCUGGAGAAAUUACGUAGAUAUAAAAUCAUACUCUCAGUCACUGUCCCUUUUAGCUGCCAGAAUAAAAAGAUUUUAUUAAUACCACAUAGGCCCAGUGUUACGUUUAGUCCCUGCCAAACUUGCCGUGAUCAAUUGAUCAUCCUCUUCUACGUUACAUGUACUUCUACUUCUUCAUCAUUCUUCAUCAUUAUCAGUCGACUUCAGAACAGGGGGGACCACAGGCUCCCCGGCCCCACUGAUGUGGCUGCAGUCGUGGGCAAGCAAAACUAUUUGCCUUUGUUGCAGCAUCCCUUGUUAAACUUCUAGGAGGCGCCGCGCAAGCGGAAAAUACAGUGCAUGCGGUAAUCGUUUACAGUUUCCUCCUAAACUUCCAUUGCUCCGUUUUAGAUAAACAUAACGUUGCAAACAAGAAACACAAACAGAUUGAGAAACUAAAUAAGAAACAAAUCUUCCGAAGCCUCUGCCAAAUAAUCUUGUUAACAGUUAAAUUUUCUAUUUUACGUUAUUACCAGGCACCUUUCGGGUUGAUCAAGUCACAGAUGGAUUCACUGGAUUUUUUCAGGUAUAUGCAUAAAAAAAAAGAGUGCACCCCUCUGAUACUGACUGCUGUAAGAAGCCCUUCCUCUCUGUGGGAACUAUUGGAGUUUUCAUUUUUGGGGUUUCAAGCAAUUUCGAGAUCGAUAUUUUCGCUCUAGCUCUUAACGUUGGCAGUUUCUGGGAUGAAGUAAACUGAGCGGCUUCCAGUUUUUCUUUUUUCAUACUUUCAGUUUUUUGGGCGGGGGCGGAGGCGCUUUUUUCUGGGGGGAGUGGCAAAGAGUUCUGUUACUAAUACAUCACAGUACAUAUUAUUACAUUUGUGUUCGGUUCUGCUGGGUUGUCUUAAUUCAUCCCAAAAGGGUUCAAGGGUGUUUUAAAAUCACUUUUUAAGUUAUUUCAACACUAACCCCCUAUUGAUCGUUGCAGUUUUCAAUUCGGUUUUCAUAAUCGAUCACAAUUGCGGUUUCCUUCCUCCAUCUUUUGCUUUAUAUCGACCGUCACACUGUUCUGUCAUAAACACUCCUCACUUCCUGACCAACAACAGCCUCAGUCUCUUUAGUCUUUUCUAUGUUAGUAAACGUAUUUUAAUUUGUGCUAUCCGUUAUCUUUCAGUCAAAAUCCUAUUUCUUAGUUUCGAAAGCAUGCUUUAUGUAUCUCAACUUUUUUAUCUUGGGCGACGGAAUUUGUGGAACAUUUAAAGUCUAAAUUGUAAACAACAAUUGCCUUGAAAAUUACUUUGAUAAAAAGAUUUCACUUUGCAGAUUCCAGCUGGUGCGAGACAUUUCAAUUCUGAAUGCCAUACCAAUCGGUAAAAACCAUGAUAUCCUAAUUUCAAAUAUUUCCCCAAUCUCCACAUUUUUCUUCACAAUUACACAUCAAACACAAUGUACCCUUCCCCAGUGACAUUUUGAGCCUUUUGUUAAAUUCGACCAAAUGCUCCCUUUGGUUUUUGGUUGUGAACCAAAAAUAAACGAUUCCCCAGACCUUUUUCUUCACGCCAAAAAAAAAAAAAGAACAUAAGAAUCAACUAUUUUUAUUUCUUUCUUUAGUAUUUUCUCAUGAAACAUAAAUAAAAAGAAAGUAAGUAAGUUACAAUUUAGAGGAGUGGUUCUUCGUCUACCUGAUUUCUGGUCAAAAUGGAAUUUGGAAUUGAUAUGUUUUCAGAAGAGGGGAAAACCCGGAUUACUCGAAGAGAAAUCUCUGGGAGCAAACGGAAGACUUAACAACAUCUCAAUCCACAUACGGCGUCGGCGCGGGCCACAUUGAUAGAAGGUGUUUCCCCUACUGCGCCACCACUGCGCUACCCUUAAUCCCCUAUAGAAAAUGGCUUAAUAGUUUGCUCUGACAAGUAACUAUAUAGCCCUUUCCUUCAUAUAUAGCUGCCCUCGUAUCAUAACGUCUCACGUCUACCCAUACCAGUGGUAG
Molecule: messenger RNA, 3056 nt
Organism: Porites evermanni
Lineage: Eukaryota; Metazoa; Cnidaria; Anthozoa; Scleractinia; Poritidae
Source: the annotation of a GenBank genome assembly